AUGUGUUCAAAUAUAUGGUCAUUUCGAGGUAUCACACAUUCACCUCAUCGGGUACACACAGACGCUGAAUUCACACCCAGACAGAGUCUAGUCUUCACACAUGUGAGACGCACCGGCGACAUCCCGUGUGCAGACGCUGGUGACAAACAGCGGAUGCGCAUAUGGCAUAGAAUAAAAUGGACAUAUACCCGGAGCCAUCUGCCAGAGACGAUAGAAGGAAACAUAGUCAUUCAGUUGAGCUGUAGCAGUGGGGACGCAGGCAGAGACCUCCUUGAUCUCUUAAUACAGCGCGUCUUGUCGCGGAUAGGCGCAAGUCCAGGCGUGACGCGCUCAAUGAAGGCCAUCAAGGAGCCGCAUUUAGAGACGUGGCCCGAAGAACAACAUGCGAAGAGAUCAUUGCGCGCACAAGGGUACACGAUGCUUGAUAGAUCCAAGCCCCCUCGGGCCUCUCAAGUGGAGAUAGUCAGGAUCGAGGGCUACUGGUGGUGGAGAUAUCCAGCAGGCAUUGCUCCCAAGAUUGAUCAACCCGCCAACCGCGAAGACGAGUUGAGAGGGAUGAGGAAGCGGAAGGAGGUCGACGCACGCGUGCAACGACGUCGCCGAGGGGGCAAGACAGAUAUGAUAGCAAGCGGCGGGUGGGAGAUGCCGAAAUUGACAGUGGAUGAGAUCGAGGGAGAGCUUGAGGGUGUAGAGAGCGCAUGUCCAAGGCAGCCGCGGGAGGUAACGUUGAUGGAGAUGGUGCGGCCGUCAAAGGUCAAGAUCAGCAAGCUCAAAAGGCAACAGGUAAAACUCAUUUCAAGAGACGAGGAAGAGUGGGUGCUGGACCUGGAUUUGGAAGCAAAUGUCACUCCGUCCGAUGUCUCUCUUGAGCCGGACUCCGAGGGUACCUGGGAUGAGGGCGAGUGGGAGGUCGUGGAAUGCGCAUCGAACACGGGAAGGGAUAGGCGGAAGUUGUUCUCGGAAGUCGUUCGGGGGCACAAACCUGCGUAG
This is a messenger RNA of Heterobasidion irregulare TC 32-1, 990 nucleotides long. RefSeq lists its product as uncharacterized. Lineage: Eukaryota; Fungi; Basidiomycota; Agaricomycetes; Russulales; Bondarzewiaceae. The coding region runs from base 1 to 990 and encodes 329 amino acids. The record is from RefSeq and is a predicted model, not a curated record. The transcript has 8 exons.